UGCGUCCGAUUUGACAAAAUUACUCUAUGAUGAAAUUGGUGGGAACUGUUAUACUAGAAUAAUUCUUUGUUUAUCAUCUAACCCUGACCCAGCGACAUAUUCUCUUCUGUUAAGACUUACUUCACAAUUUACUAAUAUUACAAAUUCACCAGUCAUGAAUGAUGAAUGUGCUUUGUUAUUGGCUGCAAGAGCGAGAGAAAUUCAAAGCUUUCUGGAACAGAUUAUUAAUGAACAAAAGUCUGGGACUGGUUUAAACACAAACGGUAGUCUACAAAAUACGGAUUCAUCGUUGGUAAUUAUGUUAACUGUAUUGAUAUUGUUGUUUCUGUGA
This is a messenger RNA of Schistosoma turkestanicum, 331 nucleotides long. The record is from the annotation of a GenBank genome assembly. NCBI's taxonomy places the organism in Eukaryota, Metazoa, Platyhelminthes, Trematoda, Strigeidida, Schistosomatidae.